CUCCCGCGCCUCGGCCUGGGCAGGAAGAGCCUGGCGGCGGCAGCCGUGGGCGUCAUGCUGCUCUUGGUGCUGGUGGUACUCAUCCCGGUGCUGGUGAGCUCGGUGGGAACCGAUCCCGGCCACUACGAGAUGCUGGGCGCGUGUCACAUGGUGUGCGAUCCGUACAUGGGAAAGGUCGCCACGACCGGGACGACGGGCUCCGACGCGCCUCCUCCGCCCUCUACGCUCGUCCAGGGGCCGCAGGGGAAGCCGGGACGGCCGGGCAAAACCGGACCUCCGGGGCCGCCUGGAGAGCCAGGCCCCCCGGGUCCGAUGGGGCCCCCGGGGGAUCGAGGGGAAAGAGGGGACCGCGGGAAGAACAGCAUUAACGGAGCUAUCAGCACGGUGACUUAUAACACGCAGCCGCGGGUCGCCUUCUACGCCGGACUCAAGAACCCGCACGAGGGCUACGAGAUCCUCAAGUUCGACGACGUCGUCACCAACUUAGGCAACAAUUACGAUGGUGCAUCGGGAAAGUUCAUUUGCAGCGUGCCUGGCACCUACUUCUUUAUAUACCAUGUGCUGAUGCGGGGAGGAGAUGGAACCAGCAUGUGGGCCGACCUCUGCAAGAACGGACAGGUGAAAGCGAGCGCCAUAGCUCAGGAUGCGGAUCAAAACUACGACUACGCUUCCAACAGCGUGAUUCUUCACCUGGACGCCGGAGACGAGAUCUACAUCAAACUGGACGGAGGUAAAGCUCACGGUGGCAACAACAACAAAUACAGCACUUUCUCUGGGUUCAUUCUGUAUGCCGACUGA
Trichomycterus rosablanca is the source of this 798-nucleotide messenger RNA. RefSeq names its product C1q-related factor (gene c1ql1l2). Lineage: Eukaryota; Metazoa; Chordata; Actinopteri; Siluriformes; Trichomycteridae. The transcript is spliced from 2 exons. Gene Ontology annotation, molecular function: protein binding. The record is from RefSeq and is a predicted model, not a curated record. Bases 55 to 798 code for a protein of 247 amino acids.